This is a messenger RNA of Acanthochromis polyacanthus (spiny chromis), 1788 nucleotides long. RefSeq names its product epithelial membrane protein 3-like. Gene Ontology annotation, cellular component: plasma membrane. The record is from RefSeq and is a predicted model, not a curated record. The transcript has 5 exons. Bases 510 to 1007 code for a protein of 165 amino acids. Lineage: Eukaryota; Metazoa; Chordata; Actinopteri; Pomacentridae.
UGCAGUUCGUUUAUGUUUUGUUGUUUUGAGCCUACUAUGCAAUUAGGCAGAUUUGGAAAGACAGUCUGUAUAUUUUCUAUUUCUGACUCUUAAUACUCAUCAAACUCUGGUGUAGAAAUGUAAACUAUGUUGCAGCUGUGCGUUUAUUUUUCACGUCCGGGAUGGUAACACGCUCAUGAUACCGGAGAGCGCUCUGAGUGGACUGUUUACAGAAGAAAUCUCUUCAUGUGGUUUUGUGUGCCUGCACUGCCUCAUGGGUGGGUCCCUUUUGAGACUUUCUUGGACGGUGAUGCACAGACUGAGGCUGAGCAAAAGGGAGCUCUGUUCUGCACAGAGGAAAUGGGCGUUCUCCUUGGAAAGUUUGGAGUGAGUGAAUGAAAAAAAUAACGGAGGUGUGGCAAAGCUAGAAAAGACCACCAAGAGGGGCACGAGGUUGUCGAGUGCUGGAGCUGCUCAGAAACGGCUGAGAUCUGAUUCAGGGGAACAAGCAAUAUCUGGAGGAACUGAAAAUGGCAUACCUGCUGAUGUUUGUCACCCUGCUGCAUCUCAUCACACUGGCCAUGCUGUUCAUCGCGACCAUGGAGAAGUCCUGGUGGGUGUGGGACAGCAUGGAGAACUCAGACCUCUGGUACAACUGCAGGUUUGACAACUCCACCGGAACCUGGCUGUGUGCAUCCUCCAAAGAAACUGAGUGGCUUCAGGCAGUGCAGGUCCUGAUGGUGCUCUCAGUGGUCUUCUCCUCAGUCUCCUUCCUGGUGUUCCUGGGUCAGCUCUUCACCAUGUCUAAGGGUGGACUCUUCUACUUCACUGGACUGUGUCAAGUGUUUGCAGGACUGACCGCUUUUUGUGCAGCUCUCAUCUACACAUUGCGCAACAAGGACAUCCUCCCGGACUCCAAAGAACUCACUUCAGGACACUUUGGCUACUGCUUCAUCCUGGCCUGGGUGUGUGUUCCCUUGUUGUUGUGCAGUGGGAUCAUAUACAUCCACCUGCGUAAAAAGGAGUGACCAGAAAAAAGGGAAAAAAUGACGUCAACACCAGCAUUGGAAAGAAAAUAAUUAAAUUAACUUGUUUCUGAGAAAUGUUUAUUACACAGGAGUCACAAAUGCCAACGUUAUGACACGCAUACUCAGGCUUAAGCUAAUGUGAUUUUUAAAGUUUUUAUUUUGUUUGCUAUUUCUGGAAAAAAUAUAUUAGGAUGACACAGGGAACUGGUCAAACAUUUUCUGUUUGUAGACAUUUCACUUGUUUGUUUGUCCACUUUUGCUGUGUGUUGAUUAAGUAAGGCAAAUCCAAAUGGAGUAGUCAGCUAUGCAUUGUUAUUAGACAAUACAUAACAGUAUAACCGAUGAUACUGGCCUUUCUUCACUGUCUUCCAGAAGUUCCUUACCUUCGUCAACAGAAGUAGUUCCUCAUCUUUGUCUACUUCUGUAGACGAAGCUAAGGAAGUUCUGGAAGACAGUGAAGUAGGGCCAGAAGUUCCUCGCCUUUGUCUGCACCUUUAUAGACAAAGGUGUAGACAAAGGUGAGGAACUUCUGUAAUAUUGAAGAAGGGCCAGAAGUUCCUCACCUUCAUCUACACAUUCUGUAGACAAAGGUGAGGAACUUCUGUAAGACAGUGAAGGAGGGCCAGCAUAACCGGUUAUACUGUUCUGUAUUGUAUAACGAUGUUGGCCCUAUGAAUUGCUUCUAUUUUUCCCUACAGCAAACUGGAAAUGUAUAUUUUUGUACCUAAAGCUGAUGUACAAUAUAUUCAAUAGCAGCUCCGAAUAAAUAUCACACAAAAAC